AUGCGGCUCCAGAUCUCUCUUCCAUUUCUUCUGUUUCUCACCUUCAGCAAAGAGUUUCGAUCGGAAGCAGGAACAGGCCAAUCAAGUCCCCAACCUAGUGCCUCCCGAGAAGAUUGCAAACUUCCAAUGGAAAAGGGCCCUUGCCGAGCCAAACUCCCACGGUGGUAUUACAACUCAUCGAUACCCGGAUGUACGCUGUUUCACUUUGGAGGCUGCGAAGGCAACAGGAACAACUUUCAGAGGAGAGAUGCAUGUGAUAAAGUCUGCAAGAACGUCUAA
Pipistrellus nathusii (Nathusius's pipistrelle) is the source of this 279-nucleotide messenger RNA. The record is from the annotation of a GenBank genome assembly. NCBI's taxonomy places the organism in Eukaryota, Metazoa, Chordata, Mammalia, Chiroptera, Vespertilionidae.